This is a messenger RNA of Lasiodiplodia theobromae, 285 nucleotides long. Its product is annotated as Cupintype. The record is from RefSeq and is a predicted model, not a curated record. Bases 1 to 285 code for a protein of 94 amino acids. Lineage: Eukaryota; Fungi; Ascomycota; Dothideomycetes; Botryosphaeriales; Botryosphaeriaceae. The transcript has 2 exons.
AUGCCCGCAAAGAGCCAGAGGGAAGCUGAGCAGGAAGUCCGCGACUGGGGCUUCCGCCACGUGUUCACCUGGUCUGAUAGCCCAAAUGCUCACUAUCCGCCGCACUCGCAUAACGGCCUGACCACCCACCUGAUUCUCGACGGCGAGCUCACCAUCACCUAUCCCAAGGACCAGAGCCCUACCAAGGAGACGUUCGGCCCCGGCGCCCGCCUUGACGUCGACGCAAAGCGUGUCCACGAGGUUUGGGUCGGCGACACGGGCUGCACAUAUGUCAUUGGUGAAUGA